GAAUAAUUAAAAGUUAUGAUUUUUGAAAUGAAGAAAUGUUGAGCAUGUUUAUCUAUACUUAUUAACUUUUAUAAUGAAAUUGCAAACAAUAGGUAAAGGUUCUAGAGGUCCGAAGUAAUGCCAAUAAAGAAGCAACAAGAUUUAUGACGUGUCGUUAGUUCGAGAUCUUCUGUCAUAAAUCGAUGUAAUGGUCAGAUCCAAGAAUCGAUAUCAGCUUAUCGAUGUCAAAAAACCACUAUCGACGCAGUCACUAUAAUGGUUGUGAAAGCAGCAGGAGCUAUGCAGCAAAUGGCACGAGCUUUUGAAAUGUCUUCCAUGAAAAGAAUGACAAUGAUCGAUAUUGGUCUGUGUUCGUACUUGCAGCCGCGAACAAUGCACACAUAAUUACGUACCAGCCGACAAUCAUCUAUUUAUGCAUGUGAAUAGAUGUUUACAGAAAUGUAGAUAACGAAUACCGUAUGAUGACUGUCAUUUUUGCCGGCGCCAAUGUCAAGAUCAGACGUGUGGCGAUCGUUUGCUAUAAGUUUGGGCGGAUAUUAUGGUUAUUAUUUUUCUUCAGCGCGCACGCGAAGGCAACGUUGGGACGAUGUGUGGUUCUUUUAUAUGUGGGCGGUCAAGUUCAACGCUUGUAAUCCGCUGUUAGGAGCUUGUGGGGUCAUCGGUUCACCGACGCUCCUCAGAGAAUAGACGAACCGCCGUGACUCAUCAAACAAAAUUGUUUUCAUAGUCAACAGGUUGUUUGCUCACAUUUCUGGGUAAUUGGCUACAUUGGUUACAUUACAUAGCAUGCGGUUAAGUUUGUGAUAAAGCUUCCAAGUUUAUAUAAAACACUGUAGUUUAUUUUGUAAGCAUUAUUAUAUCGUGUGUGUCCCUGAAGGAUUAACAUAUUUUGUAUUAGCAGAGUAAUUAUUCAAUAAAAAAGUUCAGAGUUUGAAACGUCGACAAUUGGCGUCAUUAUAAGUGCAGUGAGAUUGAUUUAGUGUUAUAGUUAAUAUUUUGUGUUGCUUUGUUUAAUAUUUUGAAUGAAACAGUGUUCAUAAUUAGUCGAAGAGAGCGGCCCACAUCACCAAAACAACAAAAAUCAGGUAGUAAUGGCAACGAAGUGGUUUGCCCUCGCGCUGGUCGCCGUCAGCUGGCGCUACGGCGACGCCUGCACCUGUGCUGCGCUAGAACACCCACAGACACACUAUUGCAAUAGUGAUUUUGUUAUCGUUGGACGAGUACAGAAGACGUUCAGAGGAUCUACUUUCCACGAUUCGUACAAAGUAAAAAUACGAAACGUUUUCAAAGCAUCGCCAAAAGCAGAGGUCGCUCUAAAGUCAGGGCGCCUAUUGACGCCCUCUGAAGGAUCUUUAUGCGGAGUCUCUUUGCAACCUAGGGAGACUUACGUCAUCACGGGUCGGGUUAUCCAACUCCAAGCGCAUAUACACUUGUGCGGGUAUAUAAAGAAAUGGCGUGAAGUCACGCCGCGCCAAAGGAAAGGGUUCCGACUUCUAUAUAAACAGGGUUGCACUUGUAAGGUGCACGUGACACGCCGCAAGACGAAAUCACCCAACACGUGCGUGACCAACUUCGACGACUGCUACGACCGACACGGCAUCUGCCUGCACGACCGCAUGAGGCGCUGCCGCUGGACAAGGGCUCCCACACUCACGAGGUGUCUGCAAGCACAGCAUUCCAACGGCACCAUGACUUGAUAAUAUUCACAAACGGAGUCAAUGUAAACUUUACUGUACCUAUAAUUUGUAUAUCACGAUACGUCCUCACGAAAAAUUACAAAUUCAUCGAAACACUAACUAAAAGCCAAUAUUGAGCCAAAUAUUCAUAAUGUUAAUUCUCACUUUUCCAUUAAUCAUGGGGAUUUAGAUAGUAGUUACUUAGAUUUAAAAUAACUAUGUGAUAU
This is a messenger RNA of Chilo suppressalis (striped riceborer), 1903 nucleotides long. NCBI's taxonomy places the organism in Eukaryota, Metazoa, Arthropoda, Insecta, Lepidoptera, Crambidae. The record is from the annotation of a GenBank genome assembly.